UCUCCUGUACGGGCCAGCUGGGAUCUGAAGACGGCCUGGGCCGUCCCAGCAGCCCAGCGAUGCCUGGCGGAGCCUGGGCGCUGGCGACCGCGCUGAUGCUCCUGGUGCCCGUGGAAGGUCGGCGAGCUCAAGAGUGCUCUCCUGGAGGCCACAAGUUCCUUCGGAGUCCUUAUAGAAGUAUUCACUUUGACUCAACCCAGCUGCUCCAGAACUCAGCUGCUCCGGACCUGAUAUGUGACCAUUCUCUCACUUUGGCAUGGUACCGAUUUCUCAUCUUUGACAGACCUGCUGAGAUGCCAACUAAAUGUGUCGAGAUGAACCACUGUGGAACUCAGGCUCCCAUCUGGCUGUCUCUGAGAGAUUCAGAAACACUGCCUCUUCCUGGAGAGAUCAAGAAACUGACAGCUUGUGCCACUUGGCAGUUCUUGUUUAGCAGUCAGAAAGACUGCUGCCUCUUUCAAAUCCCAGUGUCUGUGAGAAACUGUGGGGAUUUUUUUGUGUACUUACUGCAACCCACUCAGGGCUGCAUGGGCUACUGUGCCGAAGCUAUUUCUGGUGCAAAACUACAUACUUGUGGCCCCAAAGAAAUAGAAGUUGGAGGUGACUGUGUUGGUCCUCUGUCCGCAGUCCUGACAACUCCGCCUCUGCCUCCAAGCAGGCCAGAGGUGGUGGUGGAGCUGAUGGAGUCCAGGCUGUUCUUUAGAUGUGCUUUCGAUGCUUCCCCCUCCAACAACUCGAUGGGAUUCCUCAUAGCUUGGUCCAGGCUUUCUUCUCAAGGCAUCAAAGAAGAGUUGAAACAAGAGACCACAGUACAGGCAUUCUCUCUGUUAGAACUUGAUGGCAUUAAUGUCAGACUUGGAGACAGGAUAUUCUGCACUGCUUCCAUCUUUUUCUUGGAGAAGCCAGAUGUUCACAGUUUAGCCAUCGAAAGCUGGGAAUUUUUUGCAGGAAUUAAGUUGCAACCUGAGAUGAGCACAAUAUGGGAAGAUGGAAAGGAAUAUCAGCUGAGGAUAGAGAGCACAGUGCCUAUCAUUUGUCCUGAAUACAGUGAGCCUGGGCAAGAAUGCAAAAUUGUAUUAAAACUAAAAACCAUUGAUCAAGGUAAAGAGCACCUAGGCCUAAAUUUGGCAUUGACUUCCUGCCAUGUGGAUCUUCACAAGACAUCUUCCUGCACCAACGGGACGUGCGGUCAUGCUUCAGUGAACUAUACUGCUGUCACGGACUUGUCUCUAGAUGGAGAGAGAGUUACGGAUGUCGUUGUGGAACCGAUAGUACAUGAGGAUUUCCUGUGGGACAGCUAUACUCCAGGAAGCAUCCAGAUCACAGUCAAGGACGUCCCAUCUGCUUACUGCUACUCAUUUACUGACCCUCAUAUAAUCACCUUUGAUGGCAGGGUAUAUGAUAAUUUCAAGACUGGAACAUUUGUGCUUUAUAAGAGUAUGUCUCGUGACUUUGAAGUACAUGUACGUCAGUGGGACUGUGGAAGCCUUCACUAUCCUGUGUCCUGUAACUGUGGAUUUGUUGCCAAAGAACAAGGAAAUGUUGUUACUUUUGACAUGUGCAGUGGACAGUUACAUGGAUCACAGCCAUAUUUAUUUGUAAAGAGCCUAGAUACUUCUAGGAGUGUCAAGAUAACUGAGUCCUACUUAGGAAGAAAAGUCACAAUCUUGUUUUCUUCGGGAGCAUUUAUUCGCGCUGACCUGAGCCAGUGGGGCAUGAGUCUAACCGUCAGAGCCCCCAGUAUAGAUUUCAGAAACACACUGGGACUUUGUGGGACCUUUGAUGAAAAUACAGAAAAUGAUUUCCAUGAUAAAAAUGGCAUCAAAAUUGAUCAAAAUUUCAAUAAUCAUAUUGCUUUUAUUAAUGAAUGGAGGAUUUCCCCAGGAAAGAGCAUGUUUGAUACCAUGCCAGUUUCUCAGCUGUUCCCUGGAAAUCCAUCCUAUUGCAGCUGUUCUGCGGGUGCUUCCUGGGAGUAUCCACUUUCCAGUCCUCUGCACAGUGGUUCGCAUUCAGAGUUGGCUUACGGUUGCACAGACUUCAAUAAUGUCCUGUUCUCUUCUUUGAUACCAGAGCUAGAUAUCACCGCUGAGUACAUUAACUCAGACACUCGUGUCAGAAAGACACGCAAGCAUACAUCUGGAGAAGAAAAUAAUUUGAAUUUCAUAGGGCAAGAAAAGACCCAUGUAAACCUUGCUGAUUUGGACUUAAAUCCACAGCAUCCUGGGAGUGCAAAACAACUUCCACUGAACUUCUUGGACUAUGAGAGACUCACACAGGACCAGGGUAGCCGCAGCCAAGAAACCAGGAGUCUGCGAAGCAGAUGGAAACGUCGCAGCUCCACUGACUUUCCUUUUCUCUUGAUGCUGCAGAACCUCAGUCAAACCAACUUCGAGGAGUUCUCUUACUUUUUCCCCGAGGACCAUGCUGGGGAUUUCCACUAUGAGUUUCUCCCCUCGUGGCCCACGCCCUCUGGCCUCACCGAAUUCAGUACCCUGGCUCUCUGUCAGCAGACACUAGCCAACUCCAGCAUAGGAAGGCUCUGCCUCCCCUUUCUUGGCAUGAUCCUAGACCACGCCAUCGAUAUGUGUGUUAAGGAUGUUCAGCUCAAAGAUGAUGUGAGCUGGGCUGAAGCAGGAGUGGCCCUGUUAGAAAAUGAAUGUGAAAAGGGUAUCUUGCAAGAGGGGAAACAUAACACAGAAGAAAAGGUUAAGUCAAUUCAAUACAUUCUUUUGGCUCUACGAUGCCCCAAUGCAUGCAGUGGUCAUGGGCAGUGUAUGGACUGGGGCUGUGCAUGCUUCCCGGGCUAUGGUUCCUAUGACUGCAGUGAGAUGUAUGACAGAGUUCCUGAAAUCACAGAACUUGAGUAUUCUGGAUACUGUGAUAUUCAAAAACAUAACUGUGGCGUGGUGAGAGUUUUUGGUCAAGGCUUCAAAGAGUCACUUUCUAGCAAGUGUGAAGUUAUUAAACUGCAGUACAAUGACAGUAAGUGGGUGAUUGGAGAACCUGUCUAUUCACAGACAGUUUUUCAAAACAGUAGAGCUGUGGAUUGUCAGCUGCCCACUGAAGGCCAUCUUGAUACCAUGGAUAGAAUGAAUGAAAACUCACUUGCAAAGUGGCAGUUAAAGGUAUCUAAUGAUGGUUAUACAUUUAGUAAUCCCAAAAUAAUGAUCAUAUAUGAUGGUGCUUGUCAAGUUUGUGAUCGCUCUGGAAAUGAUGACUUAUGUACUAUAAAGGAAAAUUUUUGUGUCAUUGAUGGACACUGCUAUACCAAAGGGCACAAAAAUCCUACCAGUUCUUGUUUGAUUUGUACACCCCAAAACUCAACAUUUACUUGGUCUCUUUUGGCAGGUAACCAACCUCCCCUGCUUCAAACAUUACCAGAUCCAUUACAGGCUUUUUAUGGGGAGGACUUCCAAUACCAGUUUAUGGCCCUGGAUCCAGAAGGUUCUGAGAUCCAUUUUUCACUGGACUCUGGCCCCGAAGGAGCAGACAUUUCCUCUACAGGACUUCUUACAUGGAAAACAGAGUUACAAACUCCCCAGAGAUUCACUCUACACCUUAAGGAUGACUGCCAGGCUGAAACUAUAGUCACAAUUGAGGUGAUGGUAAAGUCUUGUGAUUGCUUGAACGGUGGCUCAUGUGUGUCUGACAGGACAUUUCCUCCAGGAAGUGGAGCAUACUUAUGUGUCUGCUUGCUGGGCUUCCAUGGUAAGAACUGUGAGGAAGAUGUUGACGAGUGUGAAUUGGUGCCUUGCUUUCCAGGGGUAGAGUGCCUCAAUACCUAUGGUUCCUACCAUUGUGACUCUUGCCCAAAAGAAUUUUCUGGUGAUGGGAAAAUAUGUCAUGAUUUUAAUUUUCAACCACAAUCAACAGAGCAUGUAUUAAUGGGUACCCAUAGUCCUGCUACCAUUGUCCAGCAGUUCUUGAACAUGGUCAACCUCUCCAACAAGCCACUGAAAUCAGUUACCACACAAAUGGAUACAAAGGAGGCUAUUUCUCAUCCGAUACCAAGUUAUGAGCAUGUGGGUCAUGGUUUUAAUGCAAACCUCAGUCUGGAAGAGCUGCAAAGUUCUGGGAACAAUAGUAGUUCUUUAAGCAUCAAGCCAGAGAAUGCCAGUGGCGAAGGCAAAGCUGUUAUCCACAGCAUCAUCCAGACAGAAACAGGAGGACAUAAUGCUCAGAUUAGCUUGUCUUUCCAAAGUUCUACCCAGCACAAGAUUACGUUGUUGGCUACUGAAGCAACCACUAUUAUGCCAGAAAAGUUUGAAUCAACCAAAGUAUCAAAUUGCACUGAGUCAUCCUGCUUUCUGGGUGUUUCCUGUGUUCCAGCCACAAAUGGUCACUUCAAAUGUGGACGCUGCCCCUUUGGGUAUUAUGGAGAUGGUAUUACUUGCAAAGCAAUUUGUAGACACUCAUGUGGGAAAAACAUGGAGUGUGUUGCCCCAAACGUAUGUAAAUGUAAGCGUGGCUACACUGGAGCUAAUUGUCAAACUGCUGUGUGUCACCCUGCUUGUAAAAACCAUGGGAAAUGCAUUAAGCCUAACAUCUGUCAAUGUCCUCCAGGGCACAGUGGAGCAACCUGUGAUAAAGGAUCUGACUUAACAAUAGAAUCUGUGUCUGCAGAACAUUGCAGCCCAGCCUGUCAACAUGGUGGCACGUGCUUACCUGGCAACCUCUGUACCUGUGCUUAUGGCUAUGUAGGACCAAAUUGUGAAACAAUGAUCUGUAACAAGCACUGUGAAAAUGGGGGUGAAUGUCUUGCACCAGAUAUGUGUCAGUGCAAGCCUGGCUGGUGUGGGCCUACCUGCAGUACAGCUCUGUGUGAUCCUCUUUGCCUCAAUGGUGGUUCCUGUUACAAGCCAAACACAUGCCUCUGCCCAGCUGGAUUCUUUGGUGCACAGUGUCAGAAUGCUAUCUGUCACCCUCCCUGUAAGAAUGGUGGCCACUGUGUGAGAAGCAAUGUGUGUGCCUGUCGUCAAGGAUACGUCGGGAGGAGAUGCCAAAAAAGUAUCUGUGACCCUAUGUGCAUGAAUGGAGGAAAAUGUGUGGGGCCAAACAUCUGCUCCUGUGCUUCUGGCUGGAGUGGCAAGCAAUGCAGCUCACCUAUCUGUGUUCAGAAAUGUAAAAAUGGUGGGGAAUGCAUCGCUCCCAAUAUCUGUCUUUGUCCUUCUACAUGGGAAGGUGUGCAGUGUCAGAAACCAAUUUGUACUCAGAAGUGUCUUUAUGGAGGGCGAUGUGCUUCUCCCAAUGUGUGUUCCUGUCGCACUGGAUAUGCUGGAGUUAAAUGUGAAAAGAGAAUACAGGUAAAACAUCACUGGGUAACAUGAAGUAUAUGCAUCUGAAGACUUUAUCCUAAAAAUGGAAACUAGUCCGAAGCUAACUCUUGAAUUUUAUUUUAAAAAUAUUACAAAGACUAGAGAAACUGAUAAAAUGUGCAGUGGCUUUGAUUGUCACUGUUAGAGAAAAGCAAAACAGAAAUCCAGCUCACCUAAAUCUUACUGUUGAUGUGCUUUGAUAGUUACAUAUUGAGAUGAUAUAACUGGUAAUUCAGCCAUGCAUAAUAUUUAAUAAAUUCAAUAUUUUCCUCAUUUCCAGCUGUGACUUUGUAGCAUCAAGGCUCAGUCAGUGGAAAAUAGCAUCUUUAUGUCUCUAAUAUAUACAGUCUUCAAUGUUGCAGUGGAUAUUUGCAGGGUUGUCAUACAAAUGGCAUGAAGAUAGAGAGCCAGAGGUUAGGAAAUGCAGAGGCUGAUGCUGAGAACUCCAUCCUGAAGCAUCACGCCAGUGCUUCCCGAAGCUUUGCUGGAGCGGCUGCACUAUGAGAGCAUCUUCAGUAUCAAACACUGACUCCCUCAGGCAAAGAGGGUCAUUCUCAAGCAUGUGCUACACGUAUGAGCCACUGUGAAUCUUUGAUCUACCCAACACCUAUCUGCAAGUACCUGUGGAAGAAUAAGAGCUGUGUCCUUGUUUCCAUCCUCCACAUCUCCAGAAGAUUCUUUGUGGGGAAAGUGGUAAUCAGAGAUGGCAUGAUAAAAGGUUCACAUCUUGCUGAUCUGACUAUAUUCCUGACAAGAAAGCUACACUCUUCACUGAAAAGAAUACUUUGUUUUUUCCAUGUUCCCCUUCCCCCCCUCCAGCCUUCCUAUUGCUCCAACUCAUACCAUUCCUGGGUAAGGAAGAGAAAUAAAAACAUGAUUUGGUUUUAGAAAA
Molecule: messenger RNA, 6207 nt
Organism: Jaculus jaculus (lesser Egyptian jerboa)
Lineage: Eukaryota; Metazoa; Chordata; Mammalia; Rodentia; Dipodidae
Gene: Vwde
Product: von Willebrand factor D and EGF domains
Exons: 30
Coding region: 60-5327 (1755 amino acids)
Biological process (GO): anatomical structure development
Cellular component (GO): cell surface; extracellular region
Molecular function (GO): signaling receptor binding; calcium ion binding
Source: RefSeq, a predicted model, not a curated record